UAUGUACUGUGCAACAGAAAAGCAAAGAAGGCGAGCAAUAAGUUGUACCCGCGCUCUGGUUGAAUGUUGAUUGCAAUUGCGAUUAUAUUUUCGUUCUGCGGUUCGUUCGGAAAUAGGAGUGUCCGCAAAGUGAUCAUCAUUUUCAAACGUUACAGUUUUAGAGUGAAGUUCCGGUGUUUGCUGUGAGGGAACGCGAACGGCCAGCAAAUUCGGAGUGCAAAUUCCAGCUUUGCCAUUCAUGCUAUGGAAGUAAACAUUGGCAAUGGCACCAACAUCAAUGACCCGAGCACAAAAACCGAAUCUAAAGCGGCAGAAUCCGUGAAGCCUCCUCCACCGGGGGGUGGAGCAUCUAUUGCCGAGUUAAGUAGAAGUUCAUCCAAAGACGACAGCACUUGUGGUCCAUCGAACGCCGACGUCUCAACAACGUCAGCAACAGGAGGGGCCACAAGCCAUAAAUCAGUAUCGGCCACAGUCGUCAGUUCGACAACUUCGAAAGCCAUUUCGCACAAAUUAAACGACAUCAACCUGCAGCAGAUCCCAACCGAGGAACUGCUCGGAUCGGUUACUACAUUCUACCCCAGUGGCGAUGCAGAAUGUGGACAUGCAUUGCGAACAAGUGCUCGAGUUAUUCACAAGAUGCGGAUGGAUUCCAUCCGUGGAACCACUCCGCCGCCACAGGAUAGAAAAGACGGUGCAGGUGCCAGUAGCAGUGGAAAAGCUGGAUCAUCCGGUGGGACUGGGCAAGCCAAAACACCCAACCAGCAGAAGCAGGCUCGAAUGGUGUGGAGUAAUCAGGAUAAAAACCUGUUCUUCGAGGCGCUUAAUGAAUAUGGGAAAGACUUUGAAGGCAUUGUAAAUUAUUUAAACACAAAGAAACGCCGAAAGGACAGUAACAGUGAGAACGCAUUUAAGGUAAAAGAUGUGCGUCAUUUGUACUAUCAAUUCAAUCAAAAGGUGGCCAAAUAUUUGCAUUUCUCUGACGAUGUUAAGAAGGAGGCACAAGAGCUGUAUGGUCUUAUCAAUUACGGCGAAAUGAGAAAGAAGGUUCCAUUUCAGAACAAAAAGUAUUUCCACAAGCUUAAGGAUUUGGUGUAUAAAGGGGCGACCAUGGUUCGCGAAAAGGGAAGGAAUAUUCGUAUUAAAACACCUUCCUGCCGAGCAUUGAGGAAACUCAAUCAGCUGGAAGAAUGGCAGGAGGAAAUCAAACUGCCACCUAGGAUAGAUGUUAUCCUAAAGCCCAGUACUGUCAGUGCUUGGGGACGGGUCCAAUCGCUGGCGCAAAACCCACGUGUGAGAACGUCUGCAACGCUGCAGAAAAGACUCUCGAUAUUACUGCAUUUGCUGCAGCAGAAGUGGCGACACCAGGAUGUCCGUCUAUCGGAGCGAAUCUGUCAUCUGAAAGCUACCAGUGGUAAUAUCACCUCGAAAAUAUCCCGACAAAAGGCUCUGAAUGAGUUGGAACUUUGUACAAAGAUUAACGAAGAGCGUGAGCAAGGGGAAAGCGCUAAAAUCCUGUGCAUCACACCGUCCAAAGACGCAGUAAUUCAUCGGCCGAUGAUCAAUCUGACCGAGUUUCUCAGCAGUUACAGUAUUUGCUUGAAUUCGUACGAACAACGGAUCGGAGCGAAAGUACGUGGCGAAGCGCUCUGUGCGGAGAAGUUGCAUCACUUUAAGGAACGAAUGGGGGCAAAUUCGAAACGGCAACGUCAUGACAGUGGUUCGGAAAAGCACAGUCCGGACGGGAAGAAAGCCAAAUCGGAUCUGAAGGAUAUCAAAGAGGAGAAGGUGGGAGAGAGCAGUACCGUUGGUAAUUUUUCUGAGAUUUUCAAAUCUCCGAAUGCCUCCAGUGAUUCGGUCGAUCAGUUGCAACAUAAGGACAACGAGAAUAGCGACGGCGAAUGUCAACCAUUGACUAAACCUUGUCUAGUGCUUGUCACACCAACGGAUAUUGCCUGUGACGAUUCGGAUUUAAAAAGUCCGGAAUCUAACGAUUCGACUAAAUUGUCGGGUUUGAGUAAGAUUAAGUUUGAAAAUGACACCAUCGAAUCAUCGACUAGAUUGGAAAAUUCGAACGAUGGUAUCGUAUCGGAAACGGAGCAACCGAAGCUGUUAAAAUCGGAAGAAGUCGGACCAGAAUCAUCGACUGUUGUGCCAGAAGAAAUAAUUAAAACAACGGUUAAGCGAAAAGAGCCUAGAUGUGGCAAACGAAAGGAUUCGAAAGCUGGCAUAAAUCAUAUGCACUUUCGCCCUUUGAUAUCGGAGGAAACAAUUCAGAAAAUACGGGAAGGUUGGACGCUUCAAACCGUAGGAGAUUUAACUGUUGGAGAUUUAUACAUCAUGUUUGGGGAAGAGAAUAAAUUAUAUCUGGAAUACUGCUGGGUUAAACCAAAGGAAGAAAAAACUGAAGCAGCAGCGGAAGUAGUGGAUGCGACAGCCAAAGCCGAGUCCUGCGAUGCUUCGGCGGUUAACGACAAAAAAGAGGCAUCGUCAUCCGAUGGACACGCAAACGGCCCCGUUGAGACAGUUAAACCCGUAGUCUACGAUGAGAUUAAUCUAAGUGAACGACUGAAGCAAUUGCUACAAAUUGCCAACCUAAAUGAAAAGACUGGCAAACGGCGAUGUCCCUGUGGACACGUUUGCGACAGGAGAAUUAAGAACGUCGAUCCAAUCAUCAGUGCUUCCACCUUGAACGACAAUAUACUGUUCAAGCAGCCCAUGAUACCAGUUCGCAGCAGUAACGUCGGUCUCAUGCCCAAUAGCAACGCCCUGCCUCCACAGCACAUGCGCUACAAGCAAUCCCGCUGGUGGCGAAUGCGCGUUAACCGACAAUUGGUGCCUUCGCAACGGUUGAUGCUCCCACCCAAUGGUUUUCAUUCGCCUGCUGUCCCUGCCGGGCGGAAUAACAAUAACAACUACGCCAGCCUUUCCAAACCGGCACCAGCACCGGUUUCAUCCUCCGCCAACCCAAAAGCUGCCGGCAGCAAUAAAAGUGCCAAUGUGGUGACUGCCCCCGCUAAGGAACGCAGUAUUACUCCUCCGCCGAACGAAGACGACCAGCUUACGAAGCUACUGGAAGACAAAAUCAACAGCUUCAGCAACAACGGGUCGAAUUCGAAUACGGGAAAAAGCACUGUCAACCUCAGCGACGAUAACAGCUGUCUCAGUUUGUUCGAUGUGUCGCUGCCAUCUACCUCUUCGACGCUGAUUGCCGAGCUGAUGAGUGGAACGGAUUCCGCUCGAGGCAGCUCUGUAGAAGAUGAUGAAAACAGUAACCUCUCCUCAAUUUCGGCGACUCGAAUUCUUCGCGAAUCUACCGACGAAAAGCUGAUCGAAACGGACAUGAACGAUAUUUCGCUCAGCAGUUUUCUCGGUCAUCUGGAUGCGGUGUAUGAGAGUGAAACCGUAACGCGAAAAAGAGAUUCUGAUCAAAUGAACAUCAGUAUUAUCAGCGAAUCUAGCGUGGAUUAUAUCGCUCGCUUCGAGGACAUCGCAGCAGAAUUGAGGGCUCAACAGGAGCAAGAUUCUGUUUAAAACACUAAAAAGUACUACAGGGAUUUUGCUUCGAAUCCAACACACAAUAUACACCACAAAAGCUUUACGAAACGGAUCAAAGUUUACUCUUCUGAAUGUAAAACAUAUUAAAGUUAUCAACACAACUAUCCUCCAUCGGUUAUGGCAUAAUUUGUAACAUUUUGAUGCCAACAAGGAAAUGUUGUUUGCAACUGUAUUCGUUUGUUGAAGAAACUGGACACAUUUCUGUUAUUUUGCUAUGCUAUUCUCUAGCAGUCUUCACAGACGUACCCAUAAAUUUAAAUAUUAGCUCGUAGCUCAUACGAAAUGCAGUGAAUUAGGUCAGUGUUUUUUCUUCUGAUGUGUUAAUUUGGUUAAAAACAAACUAUUUAUUACUGUUAAAUUACUGAUCCAGAUAUUGGAGUAUGUUUUUUUCUGGCUUUAAAA
Sabethes cyaneus is the source of this 3957-nucleotide messenger RNA. RefSeq names its product protein cramped (gene crm). The record is from RefSeq and is a predicted model, not a curated record. Gene Ontology annotation, molecular function: chromatin binding. Lineage: Eukaryota; Metazoa; Arthropoda; Insecta; Diptera; Culicidae. Gene Ontology annotation, cellular component: nucleus. The coding region runs from base 244 to 3531 and encodes 1095 amino acids. The transcript has 6 exons. Gene Ontology annotation, biological process: pattern specification process.